UUGGCCGAAAAAAACUCUGUUCAGAACUAAAAAAACCGUGAACUUAUUGGUUAUGGCAGAAAAGGUUUGAAGCGAAUUCGAGACAUUCUAAGGAUUAAAUCGUCUUCCUCGAUCCCCUCUGAAGCGAAACCGAUCAUCACACACGGCCAUAGCUUCCAGAAUCGAGCAGGCUGAGUCACGUUUUCGUGUCAAAAUUGUCGACGUCGAUUUCAUGCCUACAUUCGAUUUCUAUAUCAUUUGAUUAUUUAAUUGUGUUUGUGAUAACGUUUCAGUGCUGGCUGGAUAGUUUGAUUGAAGUUUUAAUGCAGGUAUAACAUUCCACCAUGGCUAGGGUAUUGGUUCCAUGAAUUGGGAUUUUAAAUUAAGUCCAAAAUUGGACAAGAUUAAGGAGAUUAUUGGACUCGGGAGAUUAUUUACUAUUGUUCCGGAUUAUUAUUUGUUAUUGUUUGAGGGAGAAUCGCAGGUUUUAAAAAAAGAGAGUUGAGGACCACGCUAAAAGCUGCUGCGUUUCAAAAAAAAAUGCGUAGAGAAGAUGAAGCUACAGUACCGGCGCUGUUUGUUUUCAAAAGGGACGCAAUUACUAUUAAAUCUCGCGCGCGUUGCUUUACUUACAGAAACAAGACACAGCUCAGUUGGCCAAUGUUCUUCCUUCGCAACCAUCCGCGCGCCUGUUCGAUCCCCACUCCCAACAUUAAUUUUAAUAAAACGCAGGCUUAUUUGAUCCAGUAUCACGCGUCCUCAUUGGCUUAUGACGCACCUUCCGCUCCCACCACUGGAUGAGCAGAUCAUCAAAUCUAACGUCAGCAAGGAAGGCUCCACCAUGAACCAUCCAAAGGCCAGCAGUAUAGAAUCACAAGCCAAGGUUCUUUAUCAUUUUUUUAAUUUAUUUAACUAUUUAGAUUAAAAUGUUUAUUAACAUUGUUUAAUUUAAUUAGAAUUAGGUUAAUUUUAAUUAGGAUUAGGAUAUAAAACUAGGAUUAGGACUUUUCCCGAUUAUUUCGAUCAUAUCGAUUUAAUUUUUUUUAAUUAAUUUAAUUUUAACAAUUAAAUCACAAAAAACCCUAGAAAGGUGAUAUGCAUUAGGGUUUGCCCAACCCCAUUGCCCAUUUGGCGAAACAUUAAACCUUCGAUUAAUUUUCUCCCCGAACCGACUAUACCUAUUAGUCGCAUUAGGCGAGAAAUAAUUUUGAUUAAUCUAAUUUAUUUAUAAAUAAUAAUUUAAUUAGUCCUUUAUUUCAUUCUCUCCUCGACCCGACUAAAGCUAUUAGUCGCAUUAGACGAGAGAUAAAACAAUAAAACAUUAACCCUUAAUCAAUUCUCUUCUCGACCCGACUAAACCUAUUAGUCGCAUUAGGCAAGAGAUAAAGAAUAUACAAAAUCUAAAACACAUUCAAUUUGCUGCCCGCGACGAUCAAUCUAUCGAUCUGAGUAACCAGCAAUGCCCAUUAAUCUGUUAGCUAUACUGAUCAAAUCUAUUGAUCACCGCAUCUAACAGUGCCAUAUCAAAUCAGGGUUGUACGCCCAAACACUUAAAACACACCAGACCACAAAUCAAAGAUUUUCAUCUCUUCAAUACUGCGAAACCACGAAGGUAAUUCAAAAUACCUUUUCAAAACUGCGAAACGGUAAUUCAAAAUACCGUCAACACAUUCAUAUCAAAUUCUAAGGCGUACAAUCCUGUGCCCGAACUACGUUGACUCUGAUUCUCCCUAAGGAGAUACGUAGGCACUUGGCAACAAGGCGAGUCUCCCCCCUAAAAUCUCAAUUCAGUUUAAAUCUUAAUUUUUACCCUUUUCAUUUCAUUAGCUAUAAACCUUAUCUUUUGCCAUAAACCUCUAUCUUUAAAUGUUAGCCUUUAGGAAAGGGUUGAGGGUGCCUAACACCUUCCCUCGACCUGAUUAUAAUAACUUACCCCGAUCUCUAAACUGCGUAGGGUUUCCUAUUCGCCCUUCAGAAUAGGUGGCGACUCUAAAAGUCUAAUUUUUAGGGCAGGUUGCUACAAAUAACACUAUAGAUAAAUCACCUAGAGUGAAUGUUGUUGAUGAUAAGUCACUUAAUGUUAGUAUGUUGGCAAAAACCUCCGGGAAAAAGGAUUUGAAAAUUGUUUCUUGAAAAGAAGCCGAGGAUAAUAUCACUAUCUGAGCUUGCACCUUUGAUUUCUUCAACAUCACUUAUUUUCCUUUUUUAACUUGUUGAAUAAGUUUUAUUUUCAUUUUUGCUCAAACUCGACCAAUAUAUUAUGAACAUCACAGUUGUCAAAAAACUUGCUAACUUCUAGUUGAGCUAAAAUAAAAUUCGCCCAAUUAUUUUCUUCUCUAAUCAUGGAAAACUCCGUUGUAACACCUGAGGCCGCAAAGGGCUGAGAGUGGUUACAUGUAACACCCGAGGGCGAGGGAGUGGCUAUCGAUGCAUGAGACAUGACAAUGAGAAACUCCUAGCAGCUUUUAGGGAAAAAUCUAAUUCACAUCGGAAUGAGAGGCAAUUGAAGCUAAAUCUUUUCUAUUAUCCCAUAUGUCAACACCCUCGUGGACCAGUUGUCGACAAAGCUUAUUCCAAAGCGACAUUUUGGCUGCUGAUGCAACAUUAGAUACUAUCUUCAUAUGUGGAAAUUAUAUCGAUCUUAUUGUAGGUUCUUAUCCAACGGGUUGAUUAUGUUGCCUUAUUUUCUUUCAUCCAACUUAAAAUUUGAAAUCCCCUCAACCCAAACCGUUUUUUGUUGUUAGUAUGAUUUCCUUAAUCUCAUUUGUUUGUGUCUUGUCUACUUCAAUUUUGUGAAAAGGUAAACGGACAUUGUCAUUUGAUACCAAGACUACAAUUGUAAUAGACGCUUGAUACCAAGACUCUUUCUCUUUUCUCUUCUCUAUUCUUCUUUUCUUUCUCUUUUCUCUUCUCUAUUCUUCUUUCCUUUCUCUUGUCACUAUUCUUCCACGAUUUCAUUUUGACAUUUUCGAGAUUGGUUUUGCAACUUACUACUAUUUCUUGCAAUAUGUUACACAUUUGUCAUUAUGUACGUCAAUAAAUGAAAAUGUCACGAGUGUAGUAAUCCCCAGGAACACCCCAAUUCCUGUGAAAAAGAAACAAACUUUUCUUACACUUGAAGAUGAUCAAUUUUUUUAUCACUGUUGACAUUUACGGAGGUGAGCGUAUGAGAGCUAGUGAAAACAACUUGUUAGGUUUGUUUCAUUUCUCACUUCCACAAGCUCCUCGCAGUCAGUUGCUGUCGAAGUAUGUUUCUCUAUAGAUGGUGAUGGUAUAUUAAACGUGAUUGCAGAGGAAAAAACAGGUGAUAAUAAACAAGAUAUUACAAUAACUAAUAUUAAUGGGAGACUUUUAGUGGAAGAAAUUGAGAGAAUGAUUCAAGAAGCUAAGAAUUUAAAGGCGGAAGACAUGAAGUAUAUGAAGAAGGUUAGAGCAAUGAGUGAUUUGGACCAUUAUCUUUAUAAAAUGAAGAAAGUAAUGAAGGAUACUAGUGUAUCUUCCAAGCUCAUUGUUGAAGACAAAGUAAAGAUCGUUUCUGCAAUCACAAUGGGAAAUGAAUUGAUUGAUGAUAAUGAGCAACAAGAAACAUUCGUGUUUGUGGACUUUUUGAGGGAGAUUAAGAGCAUCUUUGAAUUAACUAUGUGUAAUACGGUGGGAAAACUGACUUUUUGAAAUGUUGCGGAUAGCAAGAGUCGCCACCGACUUUUAUUUUAUCCAAUAUAUAGAAAGGCUAAAAGAACAAAAAAAACUUUUUUAAAAGACUUUGAGUUCGAGGGUAAGUUAUACAAAGGGAAGGUGUAAGCACCCUUUGUAUCCAUGGUUAUCCAUGGGCUCUUAAUUGCUUAGCUCACUUGUUUGUUUGAAUUGUUUUAAAAGUGUAGUGUUUGAAUAGGAAAAAGAUUUAAGGACUUUAGCUUGUAAAUAAGCGUAGCCUUUUUGAAUUGAUUUGAAAAAGGGGUGUGAAAAGUAAUUUGAAAGUUUGAACGUGAGUAAGCAUUUAAGAGCACCUACCCUAAGAUUGUCUUUCUUAUUCUUUAAGUUUUCGUUUGAAAGGGCUAUCCAUACCAUAAAGAGGGUAGGUAGUCCUUUCAUUGGAUGUAUCAGGUCAUCUAGGGUUAUCAUUCGCCAUAAGACUGUCCCUACCAUAAAGAGGGCAGGUAGUUUCAAGGAAGGAUAUAAUAGUCAUUUAGGCAAAAGUAAGAACACCUUAGCAAUCGAAGGGACUAUCAUCAUUUAAUCAAGGGACGAGAUCAUAUUUAUCGUAGGAAACUCGAAGGGACUAUGAUCUUUUAUCGGAGGGACAUGGUGAUUUUGAAUCAACGACAGAGCGCUAAGGUAUCCCUACGCUCGAAGGGACUUGACUAUUUGAUCUAGAAGGCCAAAGGCAACAAGAGGAAUCACCUUAAAGGUGUGUGUGUGCGCCAAUCAAGUGAUUAUAUUAGGAUAUUUAUCUUGAAUUAGUGAGCUACGUUCAAUUAAUUAUUUUGCACUCCCUAUUUACUAACCACCCUGUUAAUAGCAUACAGAAAUUUAAAACAGUUUAUGGGUGCGGGAAGUAAAAAGCGAGAAAGUAAAGCCCUAAUUACUAUUACAUCAAAAACCUUGCAACCUAUACAUAGUUUCUAGAAAUUAAAUAAACGGAUAAAUGAGUAAUUUAAAUAAAGGGUUAAAUAAGUUUUUAGUCCUUAUAAAUAUUGCACUUUUCGUUUUUAGUCCCUCUAAAUAUUUCCUUCAAACAAUAGUCCCUGAAAACUUUUCCGUCCACAAAUUGAGUCCCUCCCGUUAAAAAAAACUAACGGCUGCAUACGUGUCAUUUUACAUGUGGCAUUGUUUAUUAAAAUUUUACCUACGUGGCGUGUGCUCACAUUGAAUCAAAACCAAUGUGUUUAGUCUAUCCACACUUAGGGAAAUCUUCAUACUUACCACAAAAUCUGAGCUCUCACUUAGUCUAUCCACACUAACCAUUUUCGCCCUAAUCCCCAAAUCAAUCUUCUUCCUUCGUGGCCCCAAAUCCACAGAAUCUGCCUUUUUAAAUCGCCGGUCCCAGUGGUGGUCCCUGUGCGUCUUGGAUUCUCUGAAAGCAACAUUGUUUAAUCGGUGGUGGUCCCUCUUCUUCGUUUACUGCAUUCAAAGGUUUGUCUCUUUUGCUCCGUUUUUGGUUUGUUUAACAAUAUCUGUGGUCCCAAUGUUUUUCUAUGUUCUGUGCCCUAAACUUGUCCCAAUUUUUAUUUCUGUGCUCUAACUAUGUCCCCCAUGUCCCCUUCACGUUUUUGUCGUAACUUUGUUUUUUCUGCAUUAUUAAUGACCCCACAGACUUCAAUGGGCAAUUUUAAAAUGAUAUUCUUCACAAAGGGUUCAUUUGUAAAAGAUCCCAAGAUACGAUACGAGGGUGGAAAUGUGUUUGCCGUUACUGGUCAAGAUCCAGAUAUUUGGUCAUAUUUCGAAGCUAUAGAUUUAGUUAAAGGGAUUACUCCUGAUUUUGAUGCUAGCAAAGUCAGGAUGUGGUGGAAACAUGAUGGUGGCAGCUUUGAAGUAGAUUUGAAACCAUUUAGGGAUGAUGGAGAUGCUGUUGAGCUGGGUGUCUAUGCGUAUGCAAACGAUGUUGAUGUUGAGAUAUAUAGUGAGGAAAAACCAGAGACAGGAGAGGCAACAUUCAUGGAGAAGGUUAUAGAUAAAGGAAAGGGAAGAAAGAGAGAUGAGGUUGAGUAUGAAUCUAGUGAUGAAUCAGUCAAGGAUGUACACUUUGAAGACAGUGAGGAGGAAAGGAUGAAGGAAUCUGAUGAUGGGAUUGAAGUUGAAGAUGAUGGUGUAGAUGAAGGUAUUCAUGGAGGUGAUGAUGGGCAGGCAGAAGGAGGUGAUGAUGGGCAGGCAGAAGGAACUGAUGAUGGGCAGGCUAGUGAAAAGCCAGAUAACAUUUUUAUCACAGAUGAGAUGGGUAAAGAGCAUGUAAUUGAUGAAGAAUACCUCACUGAUGAACUGGAUAGUGGGGCAGAUGAUGACAGUUGUGAUGAUAGACCAACUACAAUUAGGUUCAAAGAAGAUGAUGGUUUGAGUAAGAACUUCAAAUUCAAGGUUGGGAUGGAAUUCUCUUCACUCAAACAGUUUAAGAAAGUAGUCCUAGAGCACAAUGUGUUGAAUGGGAGAGAAGUGAAGUUUGAAAAGAAUGAUGCUGAUAGGUGUAGGGUGGUAUGUAAUGAAAAGAAGAUAUGUAACUAUACUGUCUUGUGUAGUAGGGUUUUGAAGACUACCACUUUUAGGAUCAAGACUUUGUUUCACAAACACAAGUGUGGAAGACAUUUCUUUAACAAAAGUGCCAAAGCUGAAUGGGUUGCAAAGGUGAUAGUUGAUGGUUUGAAGAACAAUACAAAAAUGAAGUUGAAUGAGGUUGUGGCAGAUGUAAGGCUUAAGUAUGCAACUGAAAUUCCUGGAUGUAGAGCUUUCAAAGCAAGACAGUUGGCUAGAAGAAUAGUGGAAGGUGACUCUAGCAAGCAGUAUAGUUUAUUAUGGUCAUAUGGUGCUGAGUUGAGAAGAGCAUCAUCAGGAAAUACUUUCAAGUUAAACACUAUGACACCUGCUCCUGGGCUGCAACCUAGAUUUGAGAGAUGCUACAUGUGCUUUGAUGGAUGCAAAAAGGCUCUGAUAAAAGCUUGCAGACCUUUCAUUGGUUUAGAUGGAUGUCACUUGAAAAACAAGUAUGGUGGUAUACUACUAAUUGCAGUUGGACGUGACCCUAAUGAUCAAUACCUACCUAUUGCUUUUGCUGUUGUGGAGACAGAAUCAAAGGACACUUGGAGUUGGUUUAUGAAGUUGCUCAUUGAAGACAUUGGAGAACAAAGUUGGUGUUUUAUUUCUGAUCAGCAAAAGGCAAGUGUGUUUUACUAUGUGUUUUAUUACUGUGAUCAAUGUUUUAUACAUGUGUUUUACUUUGUUCAAUGUUUUAUACUUGUUGUUUUCUAGGGCCUGGUAAAUGUAUUUGAAGAAGAGUACCCAGGGCUGGAACACAGGUUUUGCCUACGUCAUUUGUAUGCAAACUUCAAGAAGAAGUUUGGAGGAGGAACCUUAUUUAGAGACUUAAUGAUGGCUGCUGCUAAGUCCACUUAUUAUGAAGCACAUGAAGCUAAAAUGCUUGAAAUCAAGACUGCAAGCUUGGAAGCAUAUGAAUGGUUAGAAGCUAUUCCCAAGUCCAAAUGGUGUAAGCAUGCCUUUCCUUUUUAUUCUAAAUGUGAUGUCCUUAUGAACAAUUUAAGUGAGUCUUUCAAUGCAACCAUUUUGUUACAAAGGGACAAACCAAUAUUGACUAUGUUUGAGUGGAUAAGGAAUUACUUGAUGGGUAGGUUUGCAACCCUUAGGGAAAAGGUAGAUAGGUAUAAGGGACUGGUAAUGGCCAAACCUCUUAGGAGAUUGGAUAGGGAAAUAGAGAAAUCUGCUAGUUGGACUCCAACAUAUGCAGGGAGGUUAACUUUCCAAGUCUCACAUACCCUUCUAUCUGAUAGCUUUGUAGUGGACCUGGCCCAAAAAACUUGUACUUGUAAUAUGUGGGAGUUGGUGGGAAUACCUUGCAGGCAUAGUGUGGCAGCAAUAUAUAGAAAAGGGGAUGACCCUAGAAACUAUGUUAGUGAAUACUAUCACAAGAGCACUUAUGAGAGAUGUUAUAGUGAGGUCAUCACACCUUUGAAUGGUCAGAACAAGUGGCCUAAGACCUCUGAUCCAGUUAUAUUACCACCCAUGUACAAGCGUGGCCCAGGCAGGCCUAAGAAACUUCGUAGGAGGGAACCUGAUGAGGCAAACCAACAUAAAUGGCAAAGGACAAACACUAGUCAUAGGUGCAAAAAUUGUCAAGAACUUGGUCAUAAUGCUAGAACUUGCAAGAAAAACAAACAAAUUGUGCUUGUUCCAUCUGAGAAUGUAAGGCAGGACAUACCUACACAAGCAAGUCAAACUGUUGAAGGUAAUGUUCCAAACCAAGCAACUGAGCCUGCUACAACUAAUGGACCAAAAAAAAGGGGGAGGCCAAAGGGAUCCAUGAAUGCAGGCACCAGCAAUUCCAACAAAAUGAACAAGCAAGACAAACCUCAGAAAAAGAAGAACAACAAAACUGCUGCUAAGACAAGUACUCAACAAACUGUGGAAGGAGGGGAUGCUCAACAAACUGGAGAUGGAGGGAAUGCUCAACAAAAUG
This is a messenger RNA of Vicia villosa (hairy vetch), 8158 nucleotides long. RefSeq lists its product as uncharacterized. The transcript has 2 exons. Bases 5224 to 6936 code for a protein of 570 amino acids. The record is from RefSeq and is a predicted model, not a curated record. NCBI's taxonomy places the organism in Eukaryota, Viridiplantae, Streptophyta, Magnoliopsida, Fabales, Fabaceae.